ACGCAGCUGCCGUAUUUCGGCGACAUUCAGACCGUGCCCGGGACGCGAGUGCUUGCGGGGUGUGGUCGUGUGAUCGAGUGCUCAGAGGCACAUGCGUGAGGUGUGAUGGUAGCCACGAGGCCCGUAGGGCUCCGGCCGCAGCGUCGUUCGGGCUGCUAGCGGCCGCGGCAUGGCGCGCCGCGCCGCCGUCCGCGCCCGCGCCUCUCUCGCACCAUGAGCGACCUGCAGGCCACCUUCGAGUUCUCCGUAGAACUAUACAAGUUCUACAAUGUCGAUCUCUUCCAAAGAGGACUUUACCAAGUGCGCGUGAGUUUGCGCGUGUCACCAAAGGUGCCGGUUCACAUCGAGGCGACGGUGUCGAGCGGCAAUGGCGCCGCGCGGACUGGCAGGCCCGCUGCUAACGCCUCCCUCAUGGGAGGCAUCGCUGCUUCUAGAGCCUUCCAAAUUAUGUACAGGAACGAGGAGGUCACGUUGCGUGACAUAGUGCAUUUUAGAGCUCAUUUGCUAGUUGAUAGCCGUAAUCUUAAGGAUUCAUUAGAGAGAGCGGAAUGGAGUUUGGCAGUGGAACUAUGGUGCAGUGAGGGAGCUCAAUCGAGCACCCUAACGGCAGUCUCCUGUCGCGUGCUAAAGCUGCACUUCCAGCCUGCACAGGGGCUCCACUACCACCUCCCAGUUCUGUUCGACUACUUCCAUCUUUCUGCUGUCUCUGUCACCAUCCAUGCAAGCUUAGUAGCCUUACAUCAGCCGUAUAUCAACACGCCCCGCUCUAGUAAACAGUGGGGCAAAUUGAUGAAAAGUGCGGGGUCAAACUUUAACGCUUCAGGAAGCUUAGAGAACAUUCUGUUCGGGUCGACUGGAAAGUGUGCCGGCGGAAAUUCAAGCAAAAUUGCGCAUGCCAGACAAGUCCACGCUGAAGUUUGCGGCAUUCUCCUCGGGUCACUUGAAGGCUUACAAAGCGCACUGACAGUAUGCGGCUCAACGGGGGUAUUAUUAACACCUGAAGAAUCUACUUCUAACUCUAUCGUUGGCGAGGUUGCGCAACGAAUAAAGGACCUAAGCGAUAUAGGCAAGAAAUCCGAAGCAGGCGAAGAAGAAGAAUGGGCAAUGGGAGCAGCGCACGAUAUUGCAAGGCUAUGUGCAGAGGUGACGCUAAGGUGGCGCGCCUUUCUGCACCACACUUCCGACCGACCGCACGUACAUCACGCACUAGCAGCAAGACAUCAUGCAUUACGCAUUAAACGUUUCUCGGAGUGCUUUUUCGUGCUUGAUAACCCUCGGCAUUCGCUGGCAGGCUGCUACGACAGCAAUUACCAAUCAUAUCAAAGCGUAGGCGAAGCAGCCCGAAGGUCACGUUAUCUUGCGCUUUUGCCGCCCCUUCCUGUACAUUGCAUCGCGCUUGAUGGCGAUCCGCAUAUCAUGCCUAUCAUAUUCGAAGACAGGUAUCAAGACACAGCUGAAUUCGCAAGAAGGCGAUCGUUUUUAAAUUCCAACGCAAAUAAAUCUGGAAGUGAUCCUUUUCUAUGUUCUGAACCUGUCAGAGAAGACUGUGCGUGCAGCGUAAGUUCAAUUAUGGAUUCUAGAAGACCUUCUUCUGAAGCAUCAAGGGUCACUUUGUCAUUGCCCAAGAACAUGAUAGACGUCCUGGAACCAGAAUUCGAUACCCCCAAAUCAAGCACAAACGUAGUACGAGCUACUUUGACACUAGCGCCUCAAAAAUCUUCUAGAGGGUCCCCUAAAAGAACUAUAGUAAAACAAAAUGUUGUAGAAAUGAACAAACCCCAUAAUAAGCAAUUAGAAUUAACUGGUAGAAAUAGAUAUAUUGUACAGAAUAACCAAAUAAGCGAAAUUCAAUUACCACCAAACAACUUCUUUUCCUCGUGCCCCAUACAACAAGGGCAACAAAUGUCAAGAUAUUCGGCUUCAACCCUUUUAGACAUUAAUGCAACAAAAAGCAAUGUUAACGUGUCCCGCUUGGGAAAUGAUAAAUUGGAUCCCAGCGCGCAUUUUAAACAAAAACAUGAAAUCACCAGUGGAGUAAGUACCCUACCUGCUCGACAUAGUAAAUCUUUGGAUCAGUUAAGAGUGUCACAAAUUACCCCAGUUAGUGUACAGACGUUGUCAAAAAAUGUUAAGAAUAGUUCAAACACUUCUGUUAAUAAUUAUCAAAAAAGUUAUGCUUCAGCACAGCCAAUAAAGCCCACGACUCUACCAAGAAGCGUUACAACAACAGCUUAUCCCACUAAUACGACGACACGUUGUGGAUCUAAAGGCGAUGAUUACAGAAGAAACAUUAAUGAGUUUAGAGAAAAAUAUAAAAAUCCGUGCAAUUCUAAUGUACAGAACGUUCAUGGGAUGAAUAAUGAAGUGUUUCAUAGUGUAGGAUAUAAAUAUGAUGGUACAAUUAAAGGUAACGCUAAUCAAAUUUAUGGUUACACUUUCGGUAAUCAGGGUAAUAUACCAGUGAAUAACGUUAUUCGUAAUCCAUUAGAAUUCCAAAGAGGCUAUAGUGUAAAUUUACCCCGUCCUAUGUUGCCUCCUCGAAAUUCUUACCCACCAGUUAGUGGAAAAACUCAAGUGACUGAUCAGAGCAACUUAGUUUCUAAUAAACAUGUUCAUAGAUCAAACUCAACACAUAUGUUUCACCAGAACGUUGAGAAUCAGCAAAUUGACAUUGAAGCCACUCGCAAUCAAUUGAGGCAUGAAUUGAAUUACUAUCUCCAAAAAGGAGACUGGAGCUAUGAUUUUAAUACAGGUAGCCUAAUCCAGAACUAUCAAAAGAAAUCCAGUAAAAGUAGCGACGAUAGUGGUUUCGUGAUGACAUUAGAUAGAAGCAGUGACGGAACAUCUAAAUCAACGUAUUCAAAAACACCACCAUCAACUCCUCAUUCUAAAUUACCAUCCGUGAGACAUAAGAAAAGUCGGUCUAAGGACUCUAAAUUAAAUACAAGUGGAAAAGAAAAUAUGAAAGUGAAUUCAAGUCGUGAUUCUCUGAGUAGCCAUCAUUCUAUUAAAUCAAGAGACAGCAAAUCUGAUCGACAAACACCUAAAUCGGAUCGUAGUACUCCUAAAUCAGAUAGAGGUACUCCAAAAUCAGGUAAAGCUACUCCAAAAUCUGGCGGCAUAACUCCCAGAUCAGGUUUAGCUACUCCCAAAUCUGGCGGAACGACACCUAAAAGCGGAAGAUCUAGUGGUAAGCCAGAAAGACGUUCAAAGCACAAACCCUCGGAAAAAAUGACUCAACUUAUGUCAGAGGCUGCAUCAUCUUCUAGUGAUGAAAGCAUACCUUUUGAACUCAGAAGAUUAGAGUCAUCGACAAGUGUACCUUAUAGUCUCGACCAUGGUUCGGAAUUGAGACAUUGUAGAAGUGCUGCUUCAAUCAUUGAAGAACCUAAUUUGAAUAAUACAUUCGGCUCGGAGUCUUUACCAAACUUAGCUCCACCGCCAGCUUUUGAAUCACCGCCGUUGAACAUAGAUGACAAAGACUUUAAAAUAUUACCACCUGAGAAUUUCUUAAGCAAAGAUGAUAAACAAAGCAAAAGUUCAACUUCGAGUUUGAGCGAACAAAGUGGGUGGGUUUCAAGUGGGCGUAGCUCAGGGCCAUCCUCACCUGAUAAUGGUAGUUGUCAAUUGAAUCAAAACUUUCCUUCUGCCAGUAACACUAUUUCCACCAAAAUACCCAACAAGAAAUUUGAAGAUAAUAUUGAUAAACGAAAAAAAGAUGGCGAAAAAAUAAGUGAAUUUAAAAGAACUGCCCUUAACGGUGAACAACUUCGGGAACGUUUACUUAAAUUAGCGGUCAAAGCUGCUCAAAGCAGUUCAACUGAAAAAAUUGAAUGCUGUGAUAAAGAAGUUUGUGAAGAAUGUACAAUAUGUAGUGACUCUAUUUGCACUGACAGUCAGUGUGAAUAUAAUAAAAUGAUGCAUACUAACGGAAUUGAUACAGGUUGCAACUCAGAUACAUGCACAGCUAGUUGUUUUCAACAAUAUGCUGAACCGAAUACUAGUAAAGUGAAUCAGAGGCAUAAUUCAUUUAGUGCUAUUCAAGGUAAUACUUACAGUUCUAUAAACAAAACUUCAAAUGAACCAACCGUUAAAAAAUCACAAACAGUAAGUGACAACUUGCAUCCAUAUAUAAGAAAAGAAAUACCAUCUACUGCACAGCCUGCUGUACCUGCAAAAUCCAAUACAAUAAACAAAACGAAGCUAAAAGAUCGAAUCGAAUAUACCGAAAAAUUAAUAGCCGCCGAAAUACGAAAUCUUGCAGUGGAUCGCUCGUGUAAAACUCGCCAGAGUCCAGCUGGACCCAUCGCAUCUAUUCAGAAUUAUCAGGGUAAAGCUAAAUCCGAAGUAAAUUUAAGCCAAUUCAGUGGUGACAAUGAUUAUGAACACUUACCACCUCCUCAACAAUUUAGAGACGCACCGCCACCGCCUGACGAAUUUAAGGAUCCACCAUCUAAAUCUCCAAUGGUAAGUCGGAGCAGCAGUAAAUCAUCGACGCCUUCAAGAACUCCACGCAAAGCAGCACAACCUACAACGCUACAACUAGAUAAUCCAUUAUAUCAUGUUUGCGAAGGAGUUAUAGAGCGACGAAAAUUAAGGCCUCAUCAAUCCAUGAAUGCUGCUGCCACAACUUCAGCUAGCACGCUUAAUAAAAGCCAAAGCACGGGAGAAUUGGCGAGCAGAAGCGAACAUGGUAAUAAUAAAAAACCACGGCAAAGUAAUCUGAUCAGCAUAUUCGGUUUAGCUGAAUCGGAAAGACUAUUCGUAAAAUGUAGAGAAGAAUUUAGACAAAGCGUCAAAUAUCCCGGAGCAAUAUACUCCGAUUUUCCUCCAGUUGAAAACUCCUUACCGUACUUCCAUAUCAGUGAUGAAUACAGAAUGUUUAAUCCUGAAGGUCUACAUCUCAUAAUAUGCGUCCAUGGAUUGGAUGGAAAUGCGGCAGACCUUCGUCUAGUGAAAACAUAUUUAGAACUAGGGUUGCCUGGGGCUCGAUUAGACUUCCUUAUGUCUGAAAGGAAUCAGGGCGAUACAUUCUCGGAUUUCGACACAAUGACUGAUAGAUUGAUUCAAGAAAUUGUGACGCACAUACAAAAUUCCAGCGAGCCAGCACGAAUUAGUUUUGUAGGACAUUCAUUGGGUACUAUUAUAAUAAGGUCAGCGCUGGCGCGACCGCAAAUGAAGCCGUUUUUGGGGAAGUUGCAUACAUUCCUGUCAUUGAGUGGACCACAUUUAGGAACGUUAUAUAAUUCAAGUGGUCUUGUGAAUGCAGGAAUGUGGUUUAUGCAGAAAUGGAAGAAAUCCGGCUCCCUUCUCCAGCUGUCUCUUCGUGAUGCGCCCGAUCCUCGACGGUCUUUCCUCUACCGUCUUAGUGAACGGAGUCAAUUGCAUCAGUUCAAACAUAUCCUGCUUUGUGGUUCAGGGCAGGACAGAUAUGUGCCCUUACAUUCUGCAAGAUUGGAACUUUGCAAAGCUGCUGCUAAGGAUACAUCUUUAUUAGGACAGGCCUAUCGUGAAAUGGUACACAACAUGGUAUCUCCGUUAGCCGCCCGCGCCUCAUCUGUGUCGGUAGUACGAUAUGACGUCCAGCAUGCUCUUCCGCACACAGCCAGCGCACUCGUAGGGAGAGCGGCACAUAUUGCAGCCUUGGACUCUGAUCUUUUCAUCGAAAAGUUUCUUCUUGUCUCUGCUCUCAAAUACUUUCGUUGAGCGUCUUUUUCAAAUGGCUCGUGUUAAAUCGUUUCCAUGGUUGUUCAAAUUCUUUGUCAGCUGUAUUGACUAACAAAGAAUUUGUGUUGGAUAUGCACUGAUGUUGCGGCAUGAACGGAUAGGUUAGAUCCAUUAAUGUUAAUGAUAGAAAUUAAAUUACGUUUAUUGCCUCAACACUCGUACCACCGCAUCUUACUUAGAACGUAUAGUAACACAAACCUAUUCGAUGAAAGAAUUGUCUUUGGAUACGUGUCCAUAAUUCGAGUGUAUCUUUUAUGAUAAAUUUAAUUGUACUAAGUUUACAUUACACCAGCAUUUGUUUUAGCUAAAUUUAACUAUCCUAUAUGCACGAUUAAGAUAAUUUAAUGUUCGAAAUUCAAAUCUUGUCUUACUCUUAAACAAUUCUACCAGCGGUCUUCACAGUAAAGUAAGUAAUUAUCAUGCACGUUAAAUUUGAUCUUGACUUACUAAUCAUUUAAGAGUUUAAAUUUUAUUAAAUCGAAUUGAUUGAUCUCUUUUUAUUAUUUGAAUGCCUGUAUGAAUAACUUAUAGAAAAAGGAGUGUGAUAAAAUUUCCGUGCUGUUGCAGCGAUUUUAAAUAGACUAUUCUGAUUAAACCCUUGACUUUUAAUUAUUUAAAUAGACUAAGGCGGAUCUUUACACCAAAUAAUUAAGACUUUCGAAAUUAGCAAGACGUGUAGAUAAAUGUAGAUGUUAUUUGUAAUAGGAAUUUAUAUUGUUGUGUAUGGUGGCCAUAAGACAAUCAAUACAAUAAUCAUGUCAGUUCAAUUAGUAACUUUAGUAACUUUGUAUUGACGAAAAUGUUGCCGCAAAUCACAAUCAAUUUAAUAUCUAUAUAAACUAUUACACGAUUAACGUUUGAUGAUAAAAUAAUUGUCUUUUGGCCUCCUAUGAAUUAGGUCACAUUCAGUGUUUUGUGUGCUUCUGGAUUGCUAAGCGUGAUUUUUAAAUUAUUUGCUAUCUCGUUUUCGUGCAAUACCUAACGUACUACAAGGGCUAGGAAAGGGUGUAACUAAGCCGGUUGUAUUUGGGUAUACUCAUUAUAAUGUAAACCUUUUGCUCCACACAAUCUUCCUUGAGAUAAAUACUUUUACAGAAAUAGGAUGUUGUUAUAAAAAAUACGCAGUGACAACCAUAACAUCAGCUGUGUUUACUUUAAAAGCCAAGCAUGGUCACAGAUUAGUAUGGCACCAACAAAAAGGCCCAUACGCGUGUAAAUGCGAUUUCAUUUGCAAUUAAGUAUGAUUCUUCUUUCUUUACUUUUAUAAAACUGGAUACUAUAGGUAUAAUUAAUCAUUUCUCGAAAUAGAGUAUGAGUGAUACAAUUUAUUCCUAAUCGCCCUUUCCAGCAUGCACUGCGUAUUUUCUUAUACAUAAGUACAAAAAGUUGAUGCGCAAGUUUUACAGUACCUAACUACCUAAUUUCAGAAAAACAAACUAAUAAAUACUAGAUGUAUUUUUAAUAAUGAGUGUAAUUGACAGUAUAAGAAGCACUUAUAUGUACCUAAAGUAUUUCCUAGUUUAAAGUCCUUUAUAGAGUUUGUAAGACUAUGUAAGUUUUUUUCAUUUAAAUUUUAUGGUAUACUUCAAUGAAAAUUCAAUACGAAAACUAAGCAAAGUACUGGGCCACCCUUUUUUAGUUAAAAUAUACUAGCGGGUACCUAUUUGUUAGUAACCUAUUAUUAUUUAUGUACGAAAUACAUUAGGCACAACCUAGGACUAAUAACAACAAAAUUUACAAAGAAGCCUUGGUACUAGAUCGUCAUUAAAUAUCUUUAGAAAAAUAAAGCUCAUUAGACUUUAUCAGAGCUACUGAUAAGUACUGUUACAUAUUCAUAGCUAUGCAAAGCUCGGUAUUUGAUCUGAGGGAAUUACCUACGAACUUAAGUUUUACACAAAUAAGGUGAGAAUUUUUUGGGAUCUUUUACGCACUUUUUAUAGAUUGGUUUUCUUAGUUAUUAAGCUAUUUCAAUUUGACACUUUAACUAACAAAGUGGACGAAUCUGAUAAGGCCUUAUUACAUAUAAGGACAGGCCUUAGCCUUAAAAGAAAAAUAAGUAUAAAAUUGUAAAGUAACGAAUGUUAGACUGA
Molecule: messenger RNA, 7817 nt
Organism: Pararge aegeria (speckled wood butterfly)
Lineage: Eukaryota; Metazoa; Arthropoda; Insecta; Lepidoptera; Nymphalidae
Exons: 16
Coding region: 214-5706 (1830 amino acids)
Source: RefSeq, a predicted model, not a curated record